Messenger RNA from Ectocarpus sp. CCAP 1310/34, 215 nucleotides. The record is from the annotation of a GenBank genome assembly. NCBI's taxonomy places the organism in Eukaryota, Phaeophyceae, Ectocarpales, Ectocarpaceae.
AUGGUCGUCCUCUCAUGAUUGAGGUGGAACUAUUUCGAUCUUGCAGUUAUUGGAUGACGGAGGGCGUUGCCUCUUGGGUGUUGUUGGACUCUAUUUACGGGAGGAGUUUGGUCGUGUUUCCACGAUGUUGCAUGUACCAUGUGUCUGAUUUGUUGAUUGAAUGCUGGACGAUCGCCACGUGGAGGACCUUGUCGAGUCAGCCGAGCGUGGCGUAG